Messenger RNA from Aplysia californica (California sea hare), 4495 nucleotides. RefSeq names its product protein Wnt-4. Gene Ontology annotation, cellular component: extracellular region. Gene Ontology annotation, biological process: multicellular organism development; cell fate commitment; neuron differentiation. NCBI's taxonomy places the organism in Eukaryota, Metazoa, Mollusca, Gastropoda, Aplysiida, Aplysiidae. The record is from RefSeq and is a predicted model, not a curated record. Gene Ontology annotation, molecular function: cytokine activity; frizzled binding.
GGCCAUCAGAGACAACAUGCGGCUGGACUGCAAGUGUCAUGGCGUCUCAGGAUCCUGUGAGCUGAGAACCUGCUGGCGAGCCAUUCCUAUCUUCUCCGACGUGGGGGCCAUCCUGAAAGAGAAAUUCGACGGCGCCACCGAGGUCAAACACGUACCCUCCAGACACGAGCUCGUGCCCUUGAACUCGCAGUUUAAACCGCACACCGACCAGGAUCUAGUCUACAUGGAAGCGUCACCGGAUUUCUGCGAGGCGGACCGCAAGACUGGCUCCCUGGGGACGCACGGACGCUUGUGUAACAAGAACUCCAAAGCCAUCGACGGCUGCGACCUCAUGUGUUGUGGGCGGGGCUUCGUGACCCGACAGGUCAAGGUCGUGGAGAGGUGCAAGUGCAAGUUCCACUGGUGCUGCAGCGUGCGCUGUAAAACGUGUGAGAGGAUUGUGGACGAGCACCGGUGUCUGUGACACGGAUGAGGUCACGUGAUCACCAGGACACAUCAUCGGCCUAGUAGGGAAUAAAUUAUGUAUAUUGCGUGCACGCACAGGGUGUCUAGCUGUUAGUGAGUUAUACUGUUAGCCAGAAAUGGCAAAUGGAAAUGUCCCUCUCCUAGUUGGACGUCCUUGAAACAAACCAAAAGCGGACAACCCCUGUCAGAGAGUGAUAUUGCAGGAGGCCAAUAAUGGCUGCCUGUCAUGUAGUGGAGGGUCAAGUGAUAUUGAAAACACCUACCCUACAUACUUUUACUGGGUGAUUCUAAGGAAUCACACCACGUCAUCAGUACCUACAUUUGCAAACAGGACGUCUGUUAUUGAGUGGUUAUAUCUAUGUUGCCGACAAAUGUUUCCUCUCCCCGAGUUUGAGGCGGAAGGGAAAUUCACAAAUUUACACACAGUACGUUUUUUAUUGAGUGAUCCAGUCUCUUUUUCACAUAUUGGCAUCAGGGAUUUAUCCAUAGUCCCUAAAUAUGAAAUGUUAUGAGGGUUUGGAAGGUAUUUGAUGAUGCGUCAUGCAUUAGAAAAAUGCUGGACUGGAUCAAAAAUCUAAUUCGUGAGUGAUGGUUUCCGACUGUCCGAAGGUACUGUUCAAACGUCUUUGAGGGAGUGAUACGGUAGGCUACUCCUGAAAAAUGUUGUUCUUCCUUAGGCAUUUGGGCACCUGAGAUAAACGCGUACACUCAGAGCGUGGUACUGUGUCAGAUUGUAAGGCGUUGGUGCUGGUUAGUAAAGUUAGCCAAUGACGAUAGACAUAAGGGUAUACAACGCAGUAAGUUCAUUGAAGAGUGAGAGAUCUUGCUGGCAGUGUUCCAUCGCAACAAAAUGUUUGUGCUUGUGUUGUGUAUGAUUUUUCUUUAUGUUUCAAAAUGGUGGAUGGGGAAGAUGCGAAUGAGUGGCAGAAAAUGUCAGCUGCAAUAAGCACACGCAAAGGAUCAGCAAUCUGUAUGGGUGUCUUGUGUUUCUUCAGGUGGGGCAUACAGACAUUUGCUGCUUCGUCUUUCUCUUUAAUUGUGAGAGCAACAUCUAUGGCAUUCGUCCAUCUGUUGCGGUCUUCUGCCGUCUGUUCAAAAGUUUAAAGGCUGAUCUCGGUUAAGGUCAGUUCCCCCUUGCAAGAGUCUUUGUAUCUUAGCACUGGAUGACAUUUGGCCCUACUUUUGUUCUCCAGUUCUUCACAGAGUACAUCUACAGGAAUUAUUCAGUUUUCCACGCCUUAAAAGUAUCCUAUUCAUCCCCGUGUACGAUGCAAGCAAUGUGGAAAUACUGUGGGCACUACAAAUAUUUCUAUAAAGAGUGUAGUACAGCUGAAUAAUAUACAGAAGAAUAGCCACCCAUCAUCAAUAUAUAAUACUGAGGGAGUUCAUGAAUUGGAGACAAUAAAGAGAUCAAUAUCGACAUGUGUGGCGAAUUGGCUGAGCUCCUUGGCUUCAGAAUAUUUGGAGAAAAAAAAUCAAACCUGCAUGUGCUCGGUUCUCCAUGUGGAAGGUAAUCUUUAACGUAUCUUUCUGUUGCGAUGGUUUUCACACAUGAAGCGUUGACCUCACAAGUCUGCGCAAUCUGCCUGCUCAGUGAUCUAUUUUGUGCCGGCGGGGAUGUAUUAUAUUGGAAACAGAGAUGUGUUGUGAAUUAAGUUCCUAUCGUGUGUUCAUGUCUGAAAACGUCUCUUGAUCAAUCUUUACGAGCGUAUCUGAUCUCAGUGUUUUGGCAUUGGUUGUGUUGUCUGGCUCUUUGUGAUCCUCGUUUGGCAUAUCGCUUCGGAGACCUCCGAAACUCUGACUUUUUCAAAAGUCUGAAAAUUUUGGAAUUUCGACAAGAAAUUGCUAUUUGCUACGUGGUGCUGUGUAUUGCAUUGUAUAAGACACAAUGAAGGCACACAUAAGUGAGUGAUAAAUAAUGACCCCUGUGUUGCAGAGACACACAUCUGACUCUAAUGAGAACGCCCAUGAGACAUAGCCGUACGCUUGCUUGGAGGAGACCUCAUAAUCCUUCAAUGCAGUAAGAUUCAGUGAUCGCCAGUCGUAUUUACGGCACACCUUCGUAUGGAUACAUGUACUCAACAGUGCACAGGCUGCAACUAACUCCCCCUAAUGGUUGCUGAAAGUUACCUGUUUAUCAAUACAGGCAAAACACUUCACGCCGUCUUGGAAGUUGAAGAACGAAAAUGAAGGACACCCCGCCGUGUUAAAAGAUCCCCCUCCCUUUUUUUUUUAAAGAUGAAAGAAACAAAGAAAGAUACUAUUCAUUACUGUAUUCUUUCUUUAUUUCCCACUACAUCGAUUCAAUUUCUUUAACUGCGUGAACUCAAAUCGGGUGAAAAUUCAAAUGCAGCUGUGCCAGCCAGCCUGUGGAUUUUCAUUUGCUUUCGCCGUCUACCCUGGGAAUGUAAGCUGGCUUUGAACUCCGUAAGAUUUGGCAAGUCUCUGUGUGUGUGUGUCUCUCGCCCUUAAAAAGGCUAAAACAGCACCUAUACACGGAUACCUGGUACCUCUAUAAAGGAAUUAUAAAUGGUCCAGGCGCUUUCCCUGUACAAGCUGGCAACAAUGACUGACGUCAUGACGUGAUGGCGGGGUCGGACCUGGCAGUCCGUGUGUCUCUCCACGCCACUUUCAAACAUCACCUGCGUUGUGACAUGAAUUUUCGCAGGACAGGGAUUUACGUCACUUUAGUUCAUGGUACGAUAGUCUAAUGAUGGGCGUUCACUUCCAGAAUAGCCGAAUCGUGGUACAAGAGGUUUCAGUAGACUGAAAAAAGGCAACGUGACUAUUUGUCGGUUAAAGCGAGUAAACAUUUCCCUUUGAAAUAUUUUUUCCCCGGCCAAAAUUAAUCAUGCGCUAAAUUGAUUUGAGUGAAGAAUGUCAGUUUCCGUUUGGUAAAAGCUUCACGGCGCUCACAAUUUCAUAAUGUCAUAUGAGCAUGCGGGACAAGAUGAUUAUUUUCAAUAUACACCCAGAGCUGCUCGGUACAAUGCUUAACAAAGAACGCUAUCCCAUGUUUGUGUUCAGAAAGAGGGAAAGAGAGAGGGAAUAGCAACAUUAUGUCAUUAUGCCCACAAGGACGCUCUGCUUGGACCAUGUCCAAAACUUGUCCCAAACUCACUUGAUCAGUGCGAGCUGUUCUUCGAUAGUGGUGUUGAGAAGUAGGAAAAAGUGAAGUUACUUUGUUUCAUAUACAUGUAAUUGAAACUUCAGGGACGAAUGUUUACUCGUGGAUACUGGCAAAUAGCAAAGCAGGUUGUAUUGUACUCAUUCAAAAAAGAAAAGGAAAAAAAAUGAUAUGCUUGUUUUCUGCAGAAACUAAAUCUACACACAAGUAAAGUUUUGAGCCGUGGUAGUACGGCUUUUUUUUUUUUUUUACUAUUGUGAGUAACUGCUUCUGACGAGCAGUAAGUGUGCUAAAUGUAUUGGAUUUUUAUUUUCAUAAUGCCCAUCAUUAGACUCUACGUGGAUGGAGAAGUGUCGGACGAGUAUGAAUGAACAGAAGGAAGGAGUAUCGAACUUGAUCAUGAUUCAUUACCUCUGCAACUCACCUUAUAUAUACAAAUAUAUUAUUACCUUUAUGUACAUUUGUUUUAGGCAUAUUUAUUUACAUGUGUUUUAGUAUCUUAUGUUGGAUUAUGAAAUGUUUUAUCAAUGUUAUGGGUUUGGCUAUUGUCUUGCACACUCGCAAACACGCACACAGCACACACACGCACGCACGCACACACAUACACACACACACGCACACACACACACACACACACACACACACACACACACAGCUUACACACACCCACACAUGUGCGCGACAGUUUUCCUACAUGCAUACGAGUUGUACAAUGUAUAUUUGACUAAUGCAAUGCCUCACCGUUUGUUGUCUAUGGAAUACAUGGUGGCCAAAAAGACUUUAUACUUAGGGAAAGUUUAAGAACUGAUUCUAUUCAUUAAAUGCUGUUACUACCCUGCAUAGUUGUGAUAGUUUGAAAUAUGAAGUGGUCAAUAUUUUUGUGGCGAGCUCAUUGAAGAAAAA